Molecule: messenger RNA, 429 nt
Organism: Linderina pennispora
Lineage: Eukaryota; Fungi; Kickxellomycota; Kickxellomycetes; Kickxellales; Kickxellaceae
Exons: 3
Coding region: 1-429 (142 amino acids)
Molecular function (GO): carbon-sulfur lyase activity
Source: RefSeq, a predicted model, not a curated record
AUGAAGCAGCUCAGCGGAUCCUGCCACUGCGGUGCCAUCGCGUUCACCUUUUCGACCCAUGCGCCAGCGCCCUUUAUGCGCUGCUACUGCUCCAUCUGCCGCAAGACGUCUGGCGGCGGCGGCUACACAGUCAACAUGCUUGGGCAGUACGCAACGCUCAAAGUCACCAAGGGCAAGGACCUAACGGCUCCAAAGGACCAGCAGGUGCUGUGCCAGGACCGGUUCUUUUGCCCCACAUGUGCCUCUAUUUUGGUUCUACCGUAUGCGUCGUGCAUCGAUACGGAGCUGCCAAAGCCCGAGCGCGCCACCCACAUCAUGAUGGGCAGUGCAGCCAAGUGGGCCGUACCUGAAGACGGCGAGAGGUACGACGAGUAUCCGCCAUACUCGCUGGAGGAGUGGCAUAAAACCCACGGCUACUAUGUUGACUAA